Messenger RNA from Kalmanozyma brasiliensis GHG001, 2511 nucleotides. RefSeq names its product Glutamine amidotransferase. Bases 1 to 2511 code for a protein of 836 amino acids. Gene Ontology annotation, cellular component: cytosol. The record is from RefSeq and is a predicted model, not a curated record. The transcript has a single exon. Gene Ontology annotation, molecular function: phosphoribosylanthranilate isomerase activity; indole-3-glycerol-phosphate synthase activity. NCBI's taxonomy places the organism in Eukaryota, Fungi, Basidiomycota, Ustilaginomycetes, Ustilaginales. Gene Ontology annotation, biological process: L-tryptophan biosynthetic process.
AUGUCGCUCCCUACCGAAGGCCUCGUCUCUGUCGCCUCCAAUGUGCAGUACCAGGCUAUCGGCACGGGCUCCACCGCUGCCAAGGGCAAGACCGUGUUGAUCGACAACUACGACAGCUUCACCUACAACGUCGUCCAGUUCCUCGCCGAGGCCGGUGCGGAUCUCGUCGUCUACCGUAACGACAAGGUCACCAUCGAGGAAAUCGAAGCACUCCACCCCGCCAACAUCGUCAUUAGCCCCGGACCCGGUCACCCCCUCCACGACUCGGGCAUCUCGAUCCCUUGCAUCAAGCACUUUGCCGGCAAGAUCCCCAUCCUCGGCGUCUGCAUGGGUCUUCAGUCGAUCUACUCGGCCUACACGGGUAUCGUCGAGUUCGCCGGCGAAAUCGUUCACGGCAAGACGUCCGAGAUUGCGCACGACGGCAAGGGCCUUUACGCUGGCCUUCCCGCUCACGGUGUCGUAGGCACAAGAUAUCACAGUCUUGCCGCUCAGCUGCCAAGCUUGCCCAAAGAACUCGUCGUCACCUCCAAGACCGCCAGCGGUGUCGUCAUGGGCAUCCGUCACACUCGCUACACCAUCGAAGCCGUUCAGUAUCACCCAGAAAGCAUCCUCAGCAAGGGCGGCCGCGAGAUGAUGGUCAACUUCCUCAGCUGGACCGGCGGCACCUGGGAUGCCAACCCACAGGCCAAGGUCGACGCCGCCGCCAUCGAGCGCGCAGAAAGCACCACCGAGCCGGUGCUCGCUAUGGCUGCUCCCAGUACCGAAAACGCCGCUCCCAACGGAACCGCCAUCGCUCACUCUACGCCUGCCGCGCCUGCCGCUGCUGCCACCGGCAGCGUUGGGACCAUUCUCGAGAGGAUCCACGUGCAGCGCCUCAAGGACAUCGCCGCCUCCAAGGCCAUCCUCGGCUUCUCGCAGCGCGAUCUCGAUAUUGCGCUCUCGCUCCACCUCGCUCCUCCUCUCAUCAACUUCCCCGAGAGGCUGCAGCGUCACGCGUCUCGCGGUCUGCCCGGCGUCAUGGCCGAGAUGAAGCGUGCCAGUCCUAGCAAGGGCGACAUUGACCCUACCGCCCAUGCCGGCGCUCAAGCGCUCGCAUAUGCACGAGGCGGUGCUAGCGUCAUCAGCGUGCUCACCGAGCCCAAGUGGUUCAAGGGCACCCUGCACGACCUGUCCCUCGCCAGAAAAGCCGUCGACAACAUGCCCGACCGCCCUGCCAUCCUGAGGAAAGACUUUAUCGUUGAUACCUAUCAGAUCGCCGAGGCGCGCCUCGCCGGUGCCGACACGGUUCUGCUCAUCGUCGCCAUGCUCACCGACGACCACCUCAAGCAGCUCUACGACUACAGUCUCAGUCUCGGCAUGGAACCGCUCGUCGAGGUCAACAACCCGGAGGAAAUGACGCGCGCCAUCCGACUCGGUGCCAAGGUGGUCGGCGUCAACAACCGCAACCUGCAUGACUUUAAUGUGGACAUGGAGACGACGUCACGCCUAGCCGAUGCGGCCAACAAGGGCGGUGUCAUCUUGUGCGCGCUCAGCGGCAUCAGUGGUCGCAGCGACGUGGCCAAGUAUCUCCAGGAGGGCGUUGGUGCCGUGUUGGUCGGCGAAGCGCUGAUGCGUGCCAAGGACAAGCGUGCUUUCAUUCACGAUUUGAUCGGUCUUCCGUCGAGCAGCUCGGCCGCCGAGACCGUCCCCGGGUCUGUCGUGGGUCACGGUACGCUGGUCAAGAUCUGCGGCCUGUCCACCGUCGAAGCGGCAGUCACGGCUGCCGAAGCGGGCGCCGACAUGCUCGGUAUGAUCCUCGCCCCUGGUACCAAGCGCACCGUCACACUCGAUCAAGCGGGCGAGAUCAUCAAAGCCGUCCGAUCGCUCCCCACCUCUACCACCACUGCGCUCGACCCGCUGGCCAUCGCGGGGUCGAUCGAAGCAGGCGUGACACCCGAGGACUGGUUCUCGCUGACGGCCAAGAAGCUUCGCUCCCGAGCGGGACGUCGACCUUUGCUGGUGGGCGUGUUCCGCGAACAACCGCUUGCCGAGGUCGCCGCCACUGCGGAGCGACUCGAUCUCGACGUCGUCCAGCUGCACGGGCGCAGCGAGGGUAUCGAAUGGGCCAAGUUCCUCCCCGGUCGACUGGUCAUUCGCGUCUUCUCUGUGGGACCGGAUGCGAAGCUCAACGCAGGGUUGCUGCGAGAGAUCAGCCGGCCCGGGUAUCACCACAUUGCAGCGCUCGACACGGCUGCUGCGAGCGGCGAUGGUGGGAGCGGUCAGACGUUUGACUGGAGCUUUGCCAAGGAGGCGCGCGAGGCGGAUCCCUUGCCGGGUGUAGUGGGCGGGUCGGAGAUGAGGCCUAUGCCUGUGUUGCUGGCUGGUGGGUUGACGGCGCAGAACGUGGCCGAGGCGAUUGGGACCGCACAGCCGUUUGGUGUGGAUACCAGCUCAGGUGUCGAGACCGACGGCAGGAAGGAUUCGGACAAGAUCAGGGCGUUUGUCAAGGCUGCGAGGGCGGCCAGCGUCUGA